Molecule: messenger RNA, 1095 nt
Organism: Cladophialophora immunda
Lineage: Eukaryota; Fungi; Ascomycota; Eurotiomycetes; Chaetothyriales; Herpotrichiellaceae
Exons: 2
Coding region: 1-1095 (364 amino acids)
Molecular function (GO): dioxygenase activity
Source: RefSeq, a predicted model, not a curated record
AUGGGCGCUGAAAAGACGAAAUAUCUGGACCGUCCAAUUCCGACCAUCUCACUCGCUAAUUAUGAAUCACGCAUUGAUGAGAUCACCUCCGAACUGGUUUCCGCUGCCGAGAACGUCGGGUUCUUUUCUGUCAUCGACCACGGCAUCACUCCCGAGGAGAUCGACGAGAUAUUCGCUCAAUCAGCACGUUUCUUUUCUCUUCCAGAUGACACCAAGGCGAAAAUCCCCUUCUCCUCUGCAAACAACGCGGGAUGGGAGAAGAAUGCGCAAGUCCGGCCUUCCACGGGUGCUGCGGACAGAAAGGAGUCGUACCAGAUGCAGUUUGGCAGAAAUAUGGAGGGCAAGUGGCUCGAUGACUCUGCUUUGCCGGGUUUCAAAGACUCUGCCCUGAAAUUCAUGUGGAAGGCCCAAGGGGUUUCCGAGAAAUUGAUGACUUGUUUCGCCAGGGGACUGGGGUUCGAGGAUGAUUACUUUAUCAAGGCUCACGACGUAAGAAGGCCAGAGAGUCAGACAGUGGCGAGGCUCUUGCACUACUUUGAAACCCCUAGGGAAAACGCAAACGGAGAGAUCUUCCAUCGUGCGGGGGCACAUACUGAUUGGGAUCUAUUGACGCUUUUGUUCCAGAAAGAGGGGCAGAGCGGCCUCGAGAUUUGUCCUGGCCGGGAAGCGUCCACUUCCUUCGCCCACGGAGACACCUGGACGAAAGUGGCUCCCUCUCAAGAUGCCAUCAUCUGCAAUAUCGGCGACCUCCUCAUGUCCUGGUCCGACGACCGGUUUAAAUCGACCUUCCAUCGCGUCAAGGCACCCAGCGAGCCCGACGAUUUCUACGGCGAACGGUACAGCAUUGCGUUCUUCAAUCAACCGUGCAGAGACGCCAUAAUCCAAGGUCCGCUCAAGAAAUAUCCCAUGCUGACGGGCGAGGAGUUCACGCGCAACGCAAUGCGAAGAAAUUUCGAGGCGCUGGAGAAGAAGAGACUUGAAAAGGAGAGGCUGGAGAAGGAGAUGGAAGAGGCCAGGAAGCUGGUGGAGCGGGAGGGGGUUAGGGGUGCGAGUAUUGAAAGUGGCGGUAAGGUCGUUGCUGAGGUUGGUGCGUGA